AAAUGUAAAGGGCAGGACAUGAGUUCUACAGAGAGACACAGAGAGAGAGAGAGACACUCAGAGAGAAGAAGUAGAACGUGGGAGGACCACAUAAGUGUCGACCACAUAAAAAGUCCUGGUGACUUCUCAGAUAUACAGUCAACCUUGGGCAGACUGAGAGCUGUGAGCAUGAAUAAUAACCUUAGUUACCAGUAUCCUCCAGUAUUCACAGUGGAUGCUGCAAGACCUAUUCACCAGCAGCAUGGUCAUCCUCAACUGGCCACUGGGAGGAUGGAGCCAACCCUGGUUCCCUGCUGGACCUUUCCUCCUGCCCGUUUUCAGUCCAAGAAAAGGGGCUGUGGAGGACUGACCUCUGCUGCAGGAACUCUUCUGGUUAUGGUCCUGCUGAUGGUGUUUGCUGCAAUGGGACUUGGAGCCUACCAAAUCUGGGGCCUGCAGAAAAAGUUGGCACUGCUGGAACAGGAAAUGCACACACAAACUGAAAGCAAUGCACCCGAGAGGCUAGUUGGGCACCCAACAGAAAACUUUGAUGAGACCAAGCAUCCUCAAGCUGCUCAUUUGAUUGGACAAUCCCAGGAUGGAGUAUCGAAGACCUUGAAGUGGGAGUCCAAGCAUAGCCGUGCUUUCACAGAUGGCAUCCUGUACCGUGAUGGUGGCCUCCAGGUGAACGAGACAGGCCUCUACUUUGUCUACUCGCGAGUGGAGUUCCUCUCGAACACCUGCCAACGAAGGGACUCUCUCACUCAUACAGUGUACAUAAAGAGAGAUGGUCGGGCACAAACCCUCAUGACAGAUCGCAGGGAAGGCUUCUGCAGGGAUGGGAGCAAGGAGGUGUGGACGGAUGGCAGUAAUCUUGGCUCCGUUCAACAGCUCAAGCAGGCCGACUGGGUGUUCGUUAACGUGUCCCAGCCUGCACUGCUCAGCAAAAGCCACCACAGUAAUUACUUCGGCCUCUUCAGACUCUUCUGAACAUGGAUGCAUGAAGAGAUUUGGAUGGCCAAACAGAAAUCCAAGAAUACUGUGUCUGAAUGGCUGAUUACGCCUUAGUGAACAGAUAGGGGUAGGGAAUCCACCAAGUACAUUUUCAGUCUUCUUCCAGAACCACUCAUAACCCACACUCUCUUGAAGACAAUGGUGCCAAAAAGGUCCUUAUGUGUAAUGCUAUAGAGCAGUAGAGUAGUCUUAGUGGACCAGUGUCUAGUUUAGUUCAGUAAUUUUCCUGGACAUUCAGAACAUCUUAUAGCAGUAAUGUCACCAAACUGUGCUGGACUCCGGAACUCCAGGAAUUCCAGGAAUUGAUGACCCAUACCACUGAAGAAAAAGCGCUUUUGGUUUUCUAAGGAACCUUUCAACAGAACGGUUUCAACUGAGUCGAUUGAAAGGUUAUUUAGGGAUCCAGAAGUGUCUGUUGAAUGUUCAAAGAACCCUUUUUGCCACUUUUCUUUUUAAGAGUAUAGUUACCCAUGUCAAAUUAACCAUAUACUAACCAGGAAACUGAGGGCGUUCAUUUAACAUCUGUGACUAUGCCACUACAUUCCUGCAACCAACUUCAUCUUUCAAUUUUAUUCCAUUACCAUUUAUUCCAAAAAAUCUUAAUGUCAUAGCACACAUCAUUCCCAUCAGUUUAGCUCAGUGAAAUAUCCUCUGAAUGUAUUUCAAAUCUUCAGCAUUUCGAAUAUCUUUUAGAAAACAAUAGCCCUAUGAAUGUUCAGUGAACACUAAUAUAAAGUUGCUGUAUUUAUUUUCAUUACUGACAUAUCCUUUGUAUAUAUAACUGGUCUGGACAUUUAUCAAUAUGAAUAGUGGUCAUAUUGACCAAUAAGAGAAGAGUUAUGCUAUAUAUUUUCCCUCUCAAAUAAAUU
Molecule: messenger RNA, 1862 nt
Organism: Pygocentrus nattereri (red-bellied piranha)
Lineage: Eukaryota; Metazoa; Chordata; Actinopteri; Characiformes; Serrasalmidae
Gene: faslg
Product: Fas ligand (TNF superfamily, member 6)
Exons: 4
Coding region: 19-969 (316 amino acids)
Biological process (GO): extrinsic apoptotic signaling pathway via death domain receptors; positive regulation of canonical NF-kappaB signal transduction; immune response
Cellular component (GO): membrane
Molecular function (GO): tumor necrosis factor receptor binding
Source: RefSeq, a predicted model, not a curated record